AUGCCAAGUUCCACUCAACCCAGUCAAGGCAACGAUGAUGCCCACUUGGAUGUCAUUAUUGUCGGUGCUGGCCUUGCGGGUCUUGCCGCAGCCAUCUCCAUUUCUCUUUCAGGCCACAAUGUAACUGUCUUAGAGUCGGCAAAGGAAUUACUCGAGGUCGGUGCCGGUCUACAAGUCACUCCCAACUGCACGCGCAUCCUCCAAAAAUGGGAUCUCCCCGACAGACUCUGGAAAUCAGCUGCCGAACCCACGUCCCUCGUCGUCCAUAGAUACUCCGGCCGAACGCUCGCCAUAGAACCCGAUUUCCACAAGCACAUCCGCAAGAAGUACGGCGCCCCGUUCAUCGAUCUCCACCGCGUAGACCUCCAGCUUGCGCUCUACGAUAAGGCGAAGGAACUGGGUGUCCAGUUUAAGCUGGGUGAUAGGGUGAAGGACAUUGACUUUAGCAUUCCCGAGGUCAGCACUGAGGCUGGUUCUAAGUACACUGGCGAUCUCAUUGUUGCAGCGGAUGGGCUUUGGUCUAAAUGCCGGUCCAAGUUUCUUGGUAGCGAAGACAAGCCCAUGCCCACUGGUGAUCUAGCAUACCGCGUUGUUCUGGACGCAAAGGAUAUCGACGACCCUGAGCUGCGGGAAUGGGUCGAACGUCCGACUGUGCAUUUCUGGAUCGGUCCAGGCGCUCAUGCUGUUGGCUAUUCUAUGCGUGGCGGACAGAUGUAUAACGUUGUUCUACUUGUUCCCGAUGAUCUUCCAUCAGACGUCAGUCGACAGGCUGGGUCGGUGGAGGAGAUGCGAGAGCUGUUUAAUGACUGGGAUCCAAUUCUGGCAAGGUUUCUCGGACAGGUUGACAAGGUCGAUAAGUGGAAACUGAUGCACAGAGAAGAGCUUGAUUCAUGGAUCAACGACAACUCGAAUUUUGUCUUCGUCGGUGAUGCCUGCCAUCCAAUGCUCCCCUACCUAGCCCAAGGUGCCAACUCCGCCGUGGAGGACGGCGCCGUCCUGGGCCUACUUCUCGGCCAUGUCAAAUCAAAGCAACAGUUACCACAGGCUUUGUCUAUGUAUGAGCGGUUACGCAAGUCACGUGGAGAAGCUAUAGUUCGAGAAACUUUUAAGCAGCGGGAGUCAUUCCAUAUGCCUGAUGGACCAGCUCAAGAGGCGCGUGAUGAGACUUUCCUGUCUCAACUUGGCGCUGAAGAGCUCAAGGGCCCAUUCCCAAGCAGGUGGACUUGUCCCCAGGUUCAGCCCUGGUUGUAUGGAUAUGAUGCGUUUGAGGUUGUGGAAGAUGCAGUGAGACGUGAUCCUUUCACAGCAUAG
Fusarium subglutinans is the source of this 1311-nucleotide messenger RNA. RefSeq names its product salicylate hydroxylase. Gene Ontology annotation, biological process: secondary metabolite biosynthetic process. The coding region runs from base 1 to 1311 and encodes 436 amino acids. NCBI's taxonomy places the organism in Eukaryota, Fungi, Ascomycota, Sordariomycetes, Hypocreales, Nectriaceae. The transcript is spliced from 6 exons. The record is from RefSeq and is a predicted model, not a curated record. Gene Ontology annotation, molecular function: monooxygenase activity; FAD binding.